Carlito syrichta (Philippine tarsier) is the source of this 1153-nucleotide messenger RNA. RefSeq names its product gap junction protein beta 4 (gene GJB4). Gene Ontology annotation, molecular function: gap junction channel activity. The coding region runs from base 69 to 869 and encodes 266 amino acids. The transcript has a single exon. The record is from RefSeq and is a predicted model, not a curated record. Gene Ontology annotation, cellular component: connexin complex. Gene Ontology annotation, biological process: cell communication. NCBI's taxonomy places the organism in Eukaryota, Metazoa, Chordata, Mammalia, Primates, Tarsiidae.
UCCCAAACCCUAAGUAGCCAGCGCCUAGGUGUAGACCAUCCACGUGAGGUACCAAGGACACAGCCAGCAUGAACUGGGCGUUUCUGCAGGGCCUCCUGAGCGGGGUGAACAAGUACUCCACGGCGCUGAGCCGCAUCUGGCUGUCCGUGGUCUUCAUCUUCCGCGUGCUAGUGUAUGUGGUAGCAGCUGAGGAGGUGUGGGACGAUGAGCAGAAGGAUUUCGUCUGCAACACCAAGCAGCCCGGUUGCCCCAACGUCUGCUACGACGAGUUCUUCCCCGUGUCCCACGUGCGCCUCUGGGCCCUGCAGCUCAUCCUGGUCACCUGCCCCUCACUGCUCGUGGUCAUGCACGUGGCCUACCGGGAGGAGCGCGAGCGCAGGCACCGCCUGAAACACGGACCCAGUGCCCCGUCCCUGUAUGACAACCCCAGCAAGAAGCGGGGCGGGCUCUGGUGGACCUACCUGCUGAGCCUCCUCUUCAAGGCUGCCGUGGACUCCGGCUUCCUCUACAUCUUCCACCGCCUCUACCAGGAUUACGACAUGCCCCGCGUGGUGCACUGCUCCGUGGACCCUUGCCCCCACACUGUGGACUGUUUUAUCUCCCGACCCACGGAGAAGAAGGUCUUCACCUACUUCAUGGUGACCACAGCUGCCAUCUGCAUCCUGCUCAACCUCAGUGAGGUCUUCUACCUGGUGGGCAAGAGGUGCAUGGAGACCUUCAGCCCCAGGCACCGGCGGUCUCGGCGAAGGGUUUGCCUACCCGAUACGUGCCCACCAUAUGUCCUCUCCCAGGAAGGGCACCCUGAAAAUGGGAAUUCUAUCCUAGUGAAGGCAGGGUCAGCCCCAAUGGAUGCAGGUGGGUAUCCAUAACCAGCAAGAUCAGUACGUAGAAUCACCAGGUCCCCCCUCAUGUUCUCUGAGGCCACCCAGGAAAACAGGCAAGGGCAGUGGCAUCUUUUCUGUAGUAGGGCAGGUGAGGAGGGUGGCUGUGGGGCUCAGGAAGCUCUCUCAGGGGCCAGUCUUGGGGGCAGGGGUGCGGGGCGGUUUGUUUUCUGGGGCCUGAACCUUGGGGGCGGGAGGUCAAUGACCAAUGGGUAUUUUGUAUAUGGCAACAGAGUAUGUCAAAACCCUUAAUAAAUAUGAUUUUCCCAGUA